Girardinichthys multiradiatus is the source of this 3798-nucleotide messenger RNA. RefSeq names its product cGMP-inhibited 3',5'-cyclic phosphodiesterase A-like. The transcript has 14 exons. Gene Ontology annotation, biological process: oocyte maturation; positive regulation of oocyte development. NCBI's taxonomy places the organism in Eukaryota, Metazoa, Chordata, Actinopteri, Cyprinodontiformes, Goodeidae. The record is from RefSeq and is a predicted model, not a curated record. Gene Ontology annotation, cellular component: cytosol. Gene Ontology annotation, molecular function: 3',5'-cyclic-AMP phosphodiesterase activity. Bases 1 to 3102 code for a protein of 1033 amino acids.
AUGGCGAUGUCUGCAGAGGCUUGCAGUACCUCCGGUGCGCAGAGCAACUCUUGUAAGAAAGGCUUCGGCGCACCGGAUCGCAAUGGGUAUGUGAAAACACGCGUCAUCCCGCGGGGCAGAGACCCGGACUGUAAAACGUGGCUCAGGUUGAUGUUUAACAAACUCUGGAGUUCCCAGAUUCUCCGGAGUGCUGUGUGUGUGGGGUCACUCUCUGUUUUCCUAGCCGCUCUGGUCAAAUGCGCAGGCUGGGCAGCUGAGGCCAGAAGCAGCAGCAGCGCUGACAACACACUCUCGCACUCACAGUCCCCCCUCCACUUUGUUUCAGGCUGCACAGCCGAGCUGUUGCAAACUUGCUGGAGUGUGCUGUCGUUACUGUUCGCGCUCGUAUGUGCCUUCUUUUGGAUCGGCGUGUACUUGAUCCACUGCGGGGUGCUGAUCGAGACCUUCCUCUCCCUUCUGACCUUGUGCCACCUAGGCGAAGUCGCCGCGUGGUCUCUUCUGGAUGGGACAGAUGAACAGCUGCUUUCGUCCACCACAGCGGCCGGGGUUGUGCUCCUUUGCGCGGCCGCUGGCGCACUCAUGGUAGCUCGGCAUAAUCAGGGCACAUCGGUGAUCGUUUUCAUCAGCGUAGCCAGGACUAUCUCGCUCCUCUCGCUGCACAAAGUGCGGGCCGCCUGGAGACCGUACGUGGCGUACCUGGUCGGAGUGCUGGGCAUCCUGCUGGCGAGGUAUGCUGACAGGCUCCUUCCCAAACAAGGGACACACAAGGAGGGCUGCACCCCCGUGACUGGAACCAGGGAAGAGAUUCCUGUAUUUAAAAGGCGCAGGAGGUCCAGUUCUGUUAUAGCCUCAGACAUGGCACACAGUCAGUCCAACAGUAAGUCACACCGACGGACCUCUCUGCCAUGCAUCCAAAGGGACCAGAUGCUUUCACGUUCAGAAUGGGACCACAAGAGAGGCUCCCGAGGAUCACAGUCCUCAGGCACGACUGUGAUGGUGGAUAUUGCAGUGAUGGGAGAGGCCCACGGACUGAUCACAGACCUUUUGGCUGACCCUUCUUUGCCGUCCCACACCUGCGCAUCACUGCGGGCCGUCAGCAGCCUCCUAACCACCCAGCUAACCUUCCAGCCAUUACACAGACCGCGACCCGCCCCCCUGCUCAACCCCAGCGAUGCCUACACCUGCUCUGACUCAGAGGAAGGGCCCGAGAAAGGAGAGAAGACAUCCAUACAAAAGCGUCUCAGGCGGAGUUUCCACCCUGGCCUUCUAAGGAGGAUUUCUUCCACAUGGACGACAACCACCUCUGCCACAGGACUGCCCACCAUUGAGCCUGGACCUGUUCGAAGGGACCGCAGCUCCAGCAUCAAACCAUACCAUGAAACACUCACAUGCAGUUGUGGGAGGCCAUACAUCAGACUGACUCAUGGGGAGGGAUCUAUAGACAAGGCAGACAGGAUACCCCGAACAGAAGACCAGGUGGUUGUGUCAUCAGACUAUGACAGCACCCAUGAAGCCAACCAUAGUGACAGCAGUGAUGUAGCACACACAGAGGAGGACACAGAGGAAGGGAAAAAAGCCUCCCAGAAUGUCAUCCUCCAUGCACUAAUACCUCCCGAGGACAAACCCGCUCUGGCACCAGAACCAUUAGUAAUGGAAGACUUGGAGCCUUUGAUGAGUCAGUUAAACAAUUGGAACUUUCCUAUUUUCACCCUAAUGGAGAAGACAAAUGGAAAAAGUGGAAGGAUCCUUAGUCAGGUAUCUUAUAGGCUCUUUGAGGACACCGGCCUGUUUGAAACCUUUAAGAUUCCUGUUAAAGAAUUCAUGAACUACUUUCAUGCUCUCGAGAGCGGCUACAGAGACAUACCAUAUCACAACAGGAUCCAUGCCACAGAUGUCCUUCAUGCGGUCUGGUACCUCACCACGCAGCCUGUUCCUGGUUUACCCAGCCUUAUUAACGAUCAUGGCUCUGCCAGUGACUCAGACUCUGACAGUGGAAUAACACACAGUCAUAUGGGCUUCCUGGUUUCAAAGACCUGCACUGUGUCAGAAGAUGGAUAUGGCUGUCUGUCUGGCCUCAUACCUGCUCUGGAGCUGAUGGCACUUUAUGUGGCUGCUGCAAUGCAUGACUACGAUCAUCCUGGGAGAACAAAUGCUUUCCUCGUGGCCACCAGCGCCCCGCAGGCAGUGCUCUACAAUGAUCGUUCGGUCCUGGAAAACCACCAUGCCGCCUCUGCCUGGAACCUCUUCAUGUCACACCCAGAGUACAACUUCCUCGUCAACCUGGACCAUGUGGAGUUCAAACGCUUCCGGUUCCUGGUCAUCGAGGCCAUCCUGGCAACUGACCUCAAGAAGCACUUUGACUUCCUGGCUGAGUUUAAUGCCAAGGUGGGCGAUGAUCCGUCAACAGGUAUUGACUGGUCUAAUGAGAAUGACAGGUUGCUUGUGUGCCAGAUGUGCAUUAAACUGGCAGACAUCAACGGGCCUCUAAAGUGUAAGGAUCUACACCUGCAGUGGACCAAGGGCAUUGUCAAUGAGUUCUAUGAACAGGGCGAUGAGGAGUCCAGCCUGGGUCUUCCUGUCAGUCCCUUCAUGGAUCGAGCAGCGCCACAGCUGGCCAAACUUCAGGAAUCCUUCAUUACGCACAUCGUUGGACCGCUCUGUAACUCCUACGACUCGGCUGGCCUCAUACCUGGACGAUGGGUGGAGCCCGAGUUCGAGGAAGAAGAGCAAGAGAUCGCAGAAAGUGAGGAGGCAGAUGACGAUGGAUCUACUUGCUCUGAUGCAUCACAGAAAGCAGCUCCUGAGAAAAGGAGAAAAGUAUUUUGCCAGAUCACACAGCAUCUGCUGGAAAAUCACAAGAUGUGGAAAAAAGUGAUAGAAGACGAAUCCACGAAUGAGAAUCAAGGAGCAGAGCCAGUCCAUUUAAACAAAACUGCUGAACCAAUUCUUGCUAUAGAUGAAGAAGAAGAAGAAUCAGGCAGUAGGGAGGAGCACGUGGAAGAAGAGCAUUAUGAGGAGGAAACAGAGGAACCACAGUGGCCCAGGUUUGUUAGGGAAGACUCUCAGACUCCAGAGGAGCGAGAAGACAGUGAACCACAGUGAAAGCUCCAAACUCUGCUCAACCCCCUCAGUUAGAGACACAGCAUCAGUCAGGAUAAGGAUGUAAAGAAAUAUUCCUUUUACCUAAUCCUACUGACUCCUGUUUUUGUCAGCACAUUACUUAGACACAACACUGUAGAUGUUUGGGAAACGUGUGCCUACACAGAAAAAAACACAGGGUGGGAAAUUUUGUGCUUUACAUGUUUAAUCUGAAUAUGUGGUUUUACCAAACAUUUAUAUGGGUUUUUUCCAUAUUGCAAUAAGGGAUUAUUCACUGACUUUGGGAUACAGACUAUUUUGCUACUGUCAGGAGUUAAAGAAAAGCAGUUGCAUCGGUAUUAACUCAGUGUGGUAACACAGGACUGCAGAAAUGUGCUGCCAAUUUAUACAAACUUAUUUCCCGAAUGUGAUUAUAUAUAAAUAUCACCCUUGCUUGUGCUUGUGUUUCGAUUGAAGCUCAUCUUUUUCAGUUUGAACUGUGCUACAGUAUGUUUUUUUUUUAUCUUCACAUGGAGGGAGUGAUUCACAUGAGAAAUAAUCUUCUUCCUUUCAAAUCAUGGCAGAAAUAAUCCCUCAUUUGUGGGCUUUAGCAUACAAAAUCAAAUAUUUAUGCAUAUUAUGUUUGAUGUGUAUUGCCAAAUGAAGUACUUAACACCAUCAUGUGAGAUUUGUUUGAAAAACAUAGAGCUUUGCACUUUC